This is a messenger RNA of Drosophila obscura, 766 nucleotides long. RefSeq lists its product as uncharacterized. The transcript is spliced from 2 exons. Lineage: Eukaryota; Metazoa; Arthropoda; Insecta; Diptera; Drosophilidae. Bases 464 to 634 code for a protein of 56 amino acids. The record is from RefSeq and is a predicted model, not a curated record.
GCGUUGUCAUUCACUAGUGAAAAUUCGCCGCGUUAAGUUCUUUCGGUUGCCUGACGGCUUUGAGAUCCAGAAAAUUACACUCCGAAGCUCGAAAAUAUAUUUUCAACGGAAAAAUAUAACUUUUGAAACAACAACUAGACUUUCGACGAUUGUUUCGUUUGGAACGGAAAAUUUGCUUUAGAUCUAUCACCUUCGAAAUAUAAUUGUGUACUGAGCUGUGCUUGAUUCUACACAAACCACAUUUGGAAAACGAAGGCGUAACUAAAGUCAGCGCCUACCUUACGAACCGAGAAGGAAAACAAAAACAGGCCACAAAUAGGAAGCUGCCUAAACAAAAAAAGGGAGCUGCCAACUUGCAUUUUACGCAUUUGCGUUUCGUUUGUUCCACUCUUGUGUCACCCGUAGCCCACGUCCACAUUUGUGGCGUGUGCAACCAGAAGCCGUCAAGACGACUUACUCGAUAAUGAAGAUGAGCUCGCCCAGGAUCAUGCAGCAGAAACGGAGUAGCAAAUCCUCCAACUCGUCGCGGGUCUCAAUGACGACCUCGACGGCGGAGGAGAACCUCAUCGAGUCGAAGCUGUUUAGCUGGAUGCGGCUCUUCCGCUUCGCCUCGCUGCUCUGUCGCGCCGAGUAACGAGUUCAUCAAUAAGAUACCCCACACCCAACCCCAUCCCCACCCCCCAUUAUAAGCCCCGCAAAUAUUAAGAGAAAUGCAUAUAAAAGAUACAGAUACCGAUACUCGAACUAGUUGCCGCUUUUCAGUCAA